AUGACGCUCCUCUUCAUUGACCUAUUUGACGAGGUCAUCGGGAACAAGGGUGUUCUGAAACAGCAGGAGGAUCUUCUUGCCCUCUUUCAAGACUCAGCGAUACAAUUGAAGACAAUGGUGCAGCCCAUCACUGAUAGCGAGGAUGACAACGACGAUGGGAACCCAAUCUCUGGGGCCACGCGGUUUACGAAUAUCCACGAAAGACCUUCUUGUUUUACUUCGACCUCGUCGACUCAUCAAAGUCCUUUGGGGCAGAACGGAGGCGCGGCCGACCGCUUGAGUCUUGCCAAAGGCAAUAGCGGCGGCGAAGUCGAUGGUUCACCUGCGGAUGCCAUGCCAGCACCAGCUAAUGUAGGACAUAUUGAGGCUCUGGACAUGCCACAUUUACCGACCACGAAGUCGAAUCCUCCUUCUCAGGCAUUUUGCCUUCAACUACUAGAGGCGACUCUAUCUCAAGCAUGCUUGAUACUAGCCGGCUGUCUACCCGUAUCACCGGGCGACUUUCAGAGCAUAUUUGGCGUGACAUUGCAGUACCGUACAAGAGAUGAACAGCUAAGCCAAAUACGCUACCUACUCGGCUCGGAUACAGAAAAGCGCCUGGCAGCAGGGAUGCCUCCAUGGAAUUCUGUGAGGGACUGGCAGGGCCAACAUAGUCUGCAGCUGGGAUUCGGCCUCAUCGCAGACUAUGAGGCUGAUGUGGUACAUGGCAAAAGCCUCCCACCAGGGUUUAUAACAGCACUUGAAGUUCAGAGACAAUUGCAAAACCUCGGUGCACGAAAGCUGUCCAGUAACACCCUCGAAGUCAACAUCACUUCGGCCGUGGAGGAUCCUGAUAUGGCUGCACGUGUUCUCGCGCCGACGCUUCGUGCACCCACUCUUCAGGCCUCCGAUUUUGGCCUCGCCAAAGCUUUGACUCUUCAGCUCAACAUGUCACUGCUUAUUACAAAUCUUACAAGUUCGGCGAAAUGCUUUAUGACUGGACCGGCUUACUCUCAGCUGGGCUUUUUCAAGGCGGUGGAGGCAUCCUUGAUAUCUGUCACUGACGCUUCAGCCGGGUAA
Messenger RNA from Colletotrichum acutatum, 1059 nucleotides. RefSeq lists its product as uncharacterized. NCBI's taxonomy places the organism in Eukaryota, Fungi, Ascomycota, Sordariomycetes, Glomerellales, Glomerellaceae. The transcript has a single exon. The coding region runs from base 1 to 1059 and encodes 352 amino acids. The record is from RefSeq and is a predicted model, not a curated record.